AUGAGUAGCAUUUAUAUAUUAGAACCACCCACAUCCGGAAAAGUGUUAUUAAAAACAACUGUUGGAGAUAUCGACAUAGAGUUAUGGUCAAAGGAGGCACCGAAAGCUUGUCGAAAUUUCAUCCAAUUAUGCUUAGAAGGUUAUUACAAUAAUCUCACGUUCCACAGGGUUGUAAAAGGUUUUAUAGUCCAAGGAGGUGACCCUAAUGGAGAUGGUACAGGUGGGGAGUCUGUAUACGGGGAGCCAUUUAAGGAUGAAUUCCACCAACGUCUUAAGUUUGUUAGAAGAGGUCUGGUGGCCAUGGCAAACGCAGGAAAAGACGAUAAUGGAUCACAAUUUUUUUUCACUUUGGGUCCUACACCGGAGCUCCAAAACCUUCACACUAUUUUCGGGAAAGUAACUGGUAAUACGAUUUAUAACAUGCUAAAGCUAGAAGAGGGUUUAUUAGAAGACGAGACGCCGGUGUAUCCCCAAAAAAUCCUAAAAACUGAAGUAUUACAUAAUCCAUUCACCGAUAUAAUCCCGAGAAUCAUUAAAACUGCGGAAGUGAAGGAGAAAAAGAAGAAAGAGAAACGAGCUGGCGUUAAGUAUAUAAACAUUUCGAUCAUUUGCCAAUUAGAUUCUUAUUUAUUUUAUUUUAGAGAUUUUAAAUUGUUAUCUUUUGGGGCAGAAGCUGAAGAAGAUGAAGAGGAGUCAUCAAGGGAAAACAAAAAGUUUGUAGGAAAAGGAAAAUCAACUCAUGAUGUCUUAGAUGAUCCAAGUCUGAGUUCAAAAACGAACGAACCUGUGGAAGAAGAAGAACCAGAAGUAAAUCCCGAAGAACAGCUAGAAAAUAUAAGAAAAAAAUUACAAGCCGCUAAAGAAUCCAAGGCAAAAAAUCUCAAACGACCUCGUAAUGUUAGCGAAUCGAAACCUAAGGAAAAUAUUCCAGAUGAAGAUAAAGACUUGGAGGAAUACUACCUUGGAAAGGACCAGCAACUGGAGAAAGAGAAAAAAAUAAAAGAAAUUAAAGAUGAGAUCCAAAACAUUAAAAAAGACUACCAGAAAAAUAAGUUGAAGAAAGAAGAGUCAAAAACUGUAGAAGAAAAAGCGGAAGAAGUUAAAAGCGAAGUAGUGAAAGUCUACAAAGAAGAAUACGAUUCCUACAAAGUAAAAAAACAGCAAUUACCCAAAAAAGGAAAAGACAGGGAAAGUUUCACUUUAGCUCUGCUAGAUAAAUUCAAAACAAAAUUACAUUCUGUCAAAGAAAAGGAACAAAACAAAAACGAUGAAGGUACAGAAGAUGAAGAAUCCUGGCUUUCUCACAAUCUCAAAUUCGAAGAUGGCGAUCCGAUUUUAGCGAAAGAUGCAAACACGAAGAAUGACGAUUGGUUCGAAAUAUUCGAUCCCAGACAUCCCAUCGCCAAAAGGAGACGCGGUGAAGGCGGUGGGGGCUCAUCAAAAACUAACAAAUAA
Phyllotreta striolata is the source of this 1455-nucleotide messenger RNA. The record is from the annotation of a GenBank genome assembly. Lineage: Eukaryota; Metazoa; Arthropoda; Insecta; Coleoptera; Chrysomelidae.